AUGUCAACGCUUACAACAACAUCGUCAACAUCAACAAUUUUAUCAUCAACAACAGCAUCACCGUCGGAAAUUUACAUACCUCCUCGCACAACUUACAAAUGUCCCACUCAGUGCGACUGUUUCAACGUCGACGAGACGAUUGACUGCAGCCAUCGUGGUCUCAACCUUCUUCCAUCCUUCAGUUUCAAUACAAAAAGGUUGUACCUCGAAGAUAACCGAGUAUCGCACAUCGCGCUCGAUUCAUUUUCAAGUGCUCCUGAAUUGCUGCUGAUUGUUCUCGAGAGGAACGAGGUCAGUCAUGUCGACACUGCAUCCUUCUGCGCGUUCCAUAAAAAAUUAAGAAGACUGUAUCUGCAAGACAACAAAUUGAAAUACAUUAACGUAACAGGAGUGUACACGUUAGAAACUCUUGAUCUGAGUUACAACAAGUUGGAAUCAAUUCCAAAAGAUUGGUUAGUUGGUUUAAGAAAUUUGCAAAUUUUGAACCUGAGUCACAAUAACAUCAUAAGCUUAGAUUGGAAUGCAUUUAAGCAGUCAUCGAUCAUGCUUACAUUGGACAUUUCCUUCAAUAAAAUUACAUCGCUCAGUAACUUCGGACUGAACAGAUUAACGAAAAUUGAUGCCUCGCACAAUUGCAUUUCCAGUUUGGACGUGAACACCUUCGAGCACCUCCACCAAACAAUUACCGGCAUUGACCUCAGCUACAACAACAUAUCUACAUUUGAUUCUCAAAUAUUCAAACAGACUCACAACCUGCAAAGCCUAAAUUUGGCUUACAACAAACUUUUCAAA
Messenger RNA from Helobdella robusta, 792 nucleotides. RefSeq lists its product as hypothetical. Gene Ontology annotation, molecular function: protein binding. The annotation marks the transcript as partial. The transcript has 2 exons. Lineage: Eukaryota; Metazoa; Annelida; Clitellata; Rhynchobdellida; Glossiphoniidae. The record is from RefSeq and is a predicted model, not a curated record.